Messenger RNA from Aspergillus fumigatus Af293, 3444 nucleotides. RefSeq names its product MIZ zinc finger domain protein. Gene Ontology annotation, molecular function: zinc ion binding; SUMO ligase activity. Gene Ontology annotation, biological process: protein sumoylation. The record is from RefSeq and is a predicted model, not a curated record. Lineage: Eukaryota; Fungi; Ascomycota; Eurotiomycetes; Eurotiales; Aspergillaceae.
AUGAGUCCUUCGACCACCAAGAAUCGUCCGCAUUUACCUAAUAAUCCGCAUCACCAGCUGGAAUGGUCCAAUUCAACGGCAAACUUAUUUCUGGGCGGUGUUGGGGUGCGGAGAUCAUGGAUGUUGGGUGCUUCACCUUCUGUGUCAAUCAGCUCUGCUUCUGGUGCUCCUACCAUUCCUCUCGAUUCAUCCUGCCAGUCUUCACUUGCUGUUGUCUCGGCUCCGUCUUCUGCCUUUGCCUCUGCCAUUGCCAACCAACCUAAAAGUCGGCCGCAAGGCAUACAAGACCCCCCUUCAUCCUCCGUCACAAUCGUCCCGCGGAGUCAGAAGAGCCAAAAAGAUAAUAAUGAGGUCGCCUUCACUGCCAAUGGUAACUUCAUUAAUGCUCCUACUGCGUCCCCGCCGUCAGUCUUAAUGUCACCCGUGACGCCCGGGGGAAUCCUUCCACAAAAUCGCGAAAUUCUACCUCCCUGCCCUGGGGUACCGCCAAGCCUCCCCGUGUCUACCAUAACAGCUACCCCGAAUGUCAGCGCUCCUCCUGUGAUAAAUGAGUCAACGGUGUUCGUCCAUGCAACUCAACCGCUGCAGCAGUCACAGUCCUCCUCGCUUCCGUCUCCCGAUUCAAGCAGUGCCUCCCAUCCUAGCCCUGCUAGUGCUGGAGACCGGAAUGACCGCUGUCUGUCACAUGGCGUUCCUCCAUCCCCUCCGCCAGUCUCCGGGCCGAUGCAGAUACACAGACAGCUGGAAAAUCCUAGGCAAAUUAACCAGCGCAAUCUCAUGCCCGCCACCGCAGCGCCGACCACAGUGGGCGGGGAGAGGAUGGCCGAGGAAACUUCAGCGCCAUCCACAAUUCGAGGCGGGCAGAGACACCAGGAGAUUGAGAGUCCUCAGCAGUUCAUAGCCCCGGCUCCCCCUGAAGCACAGCAGCAGUCUCGACCGUCGAUGACCAGCGCCCCGCCCGAUUGGAACCAUAUUCCUUCCAGCCCCGUUGGCCUGGGUCCUUCUACUUCCUUCAUCAACCAGACAUUUUGGACACAGUCGCAGGAGGCCCUGGAUGCUUUCGUGGCAAGAGCGGAUAGUGCCAUGCUGCUCUCAGAGACAGUGGAACUGCCACGGACACGUCUUCUACGGGAUGCUUGUAACGAAAAGGAUUUGUUCUACCUAACUCUUCAUCAAAUAUACACCCUGCGCACCUUUGCUCCUUCGGAGUUUGCUCGGUUACCGUACGUAAGCGGACAAAACGAGACGGGCAUGGAAGUUGUGCAGCAGCUUCUAGUAGACAACCACCGUUUAUCAGGCGACUUCUUGAGGUGGAGCGUUAAUUUUCCUCGGCCGUUGGGUGUGAUGUGUCAGACACGUGAGUUCCCAAUAGUUCUCCAUCGGAUCGCCCGUUCCCUGGGAUUGUUCGCUGAAAAGUGGACGGCUUUUGAUCGUCACAUCCGAGAGCGCGGUUAUCCCCCUUUGAUUGAUGAAUUAGUCGUGCAAUUUGGCAUAACAUCGACCGUACUAUUAUCAAUAGUAUUCCUAGCCUUGUCCCGAAGGAUUUUCGGCACGCAGCAUGAAGACCAGUUGCGGAGUAUCUACAGCAAGAACAAGCGGAAUUACGUCGAACGGUUCGGUUCCAGGCACACUCCGCAGCAGAUUCACCGCGAGAACGAGCAUUUGAUCCAGGCAUACAAGGCCCUUUCCCGUGCCCAGAUAUCGCCAGUUGGUCAACAAACUUCACCUGUGGCACAGGAGCAUGCAGCUGAACCCCAGCGCUCAUUGCAGCCCGUUGGGCCCACAGGGCAAAUCACAUAUGUCGCAAUCCCAAGCCCUCAGAUGCCGUCCGCGCAAGUACCCGUACAUAGCUCUCAAUCGCAGACCCUGCCAAUUGCUGUUUACGCUCCUGAUGCCAUGAAUCGUGCCGCGCCGAUGUUUCUGAAUGGUCAGAGACCCCAGCAUCCACCCCCUGCACGGCCAAAUCUUGUGCAUCCCAGGGGGCUUGACAUCUCCUCUCAAGUGCCAGCUGGGCAGAUGACAGGCACGGCUGCUCAGUCACCGGUGCCUGCACCUGGUGGACAUCAGGCGCAAGUAGUAUCGCACUCCCCUUCUCAGGAUGUCCGCCAAAUCCCACCGCAGCCUUCACUUCAGGCUAUGUCAUUCACCACUCCUGUUCAUCGCAUUACUACUCAAACGCGGCAUGUGCAAGGACUGGUGCAGCAACCGCAGCAAAACCCGCCGAUACCACAGCCGCUCCUUCCUCCGCCGGGGCCCCUACCAUCUACCACGACACGGCCUCACCCUCUCCGCCAUGCCCUACAUCAAGCACAUCUCCGCGAUCCCAUAGUCAAAUGGACUUUCUCGGGAACGGGAGGAGAAACUACAGACAAGGAGACGAAUCUGUUCCAUUAUUUAAAAUCGUUCGCGGUACCGCCGACUCCCUUGGGGCAGACAGAGUCUGCUUUUGAAUGGCAGUUUCCUCUUUCCCGAGCAGACUUUGACCGGCUUCCUCGAAUCGUGCCUGGUGAUAUCGGCCAGCGUCUAGUGCGAUCCCUGGUUGAUGGUAGUCUGAUCUAUCGUCUGCGGUGUAUUCGCAUUUCGCCGUCGGCGAAAGAGGUGAGCCAGCAUACUUGGUGUCUCACAGAAUCUGUGUGGCCCAGUGUUAUUUAUAUCUUUGUGAAUGGCGUAGAACUCUAUGUUCGCCGCAAAUUUCACAACGGCAAAGAUAUUCCUCUUGACAUCAGUGGUCACCUAAAAGAAGGCUUGAAUACUAUCUCCCUGCAUUUCCUCCGCAGUGCCGCAGAGAGCAGAGACGUGGUAUAUGCAUUAGCGGUGGAGGUCAUGGAUAUCCUCAGUUUUGCUCAAGUGAAGAAGCUCGCUCAGACCCUACCCGCACCCCAGUCUCGCGAGCGGAUAUGUCGACGUCUUUCCUUGAGCGCUGCGGACGAUGAAUUAAGUAUUAUCAGUGACUACCUCGCUGUCAAUCUAGUGGACCCGUUUAUGGCUCGAAUAUUCAACAUUCCUGCUCGCGGAAUUACUUGCGAGCACGUAGAAUGCUUUGACCUCGAGACAUACAUCUUGACCAGGGCCUCCAAGGCGGGUAAAGCUGUCUUGAAGGAGAAUUGGAGAUGCCCAAUCUGCGGCGCAGACGCCCGUCCUCAACAUUUGAUCAUCGAUGGCUUUCUUAGUGAAGUCCGUGCCGAACUUGUACGCACGGGUUGUCUUGAGGGAGCAAGAGCAAUAAGGAUCAAAGCGGACGGAUCUUGGGAGCUCAAGAGUGAUGGGGACGUUACUUCAUCUGAAAGGGAGCUUGCACGGGUACAGGAAAGCAGCUCAUUGAAACGAAAACGUGAGGGCGUCGUUUCACCUCUCGCAACUCAGAGGCCGAAGACAGAAGGUGCUGGUCGAGAAUCGCUAGCUUCUCGCGAAUCCUCAGCAUCUUUGGUCAUCGAACUCGAUUAG